Messenger RNA from Rotaria sp. Silwood2, 717 nucleotides. Lineage: Eukaryota; Metazoa; Rotifera; Eurotatoria; Philodinida; Philodinidae. The record is from the annotation of a GenBank genome assembly.
AUGCCUUUAACAAAACCAAAAGUCAAACGAAUAGCAUCAAAUUCACCACCACUAGAACCACCAUCAUUACCGAAUAUAAUUACUGGUCUUUUUGAAUGUUUUAAUUUUCUAUCACCGAAUGAAUAUUCGAAUAGAACAUUGGGUUUACAUGCAUUUCUUGUACGAAAAUCAGUCGGAGAAAUAAAUUUUUCUGAUAUUAUGGAUGAAGUUGAAAGACGUUAUCAACAAGGACAAUCAAUCGAUUAUAUAACAUUGUUAGAGGAUAGACGAAAGAAUUUACUUGAAAUUGAAGCAUCUAUUGAAAAAUGCUUAAUGAUUAAUCGAUUAAUUUCAUAUAUAAGAGAGAAUGAAUUACAAUUUUUUUCAUUUGUUUCUGAUAUUCGACAAGAGAUGAAAAUGAAAAUGACAGAUAAUCAAAUCAAUCAAAAUAUUGAAUAUCCAAAAGAUUUUCGUCAACGUGAACAAGAUUUUGUUAAACGAAGAAAUGCUCAAGAUUUACGACGACUUUUUCAUUUUAAUUAUACGGAAAUGAAACAACCUCCAAGUUUAAUUCAUUUAGCAAAUAGGCAUGUUUUUUUUCUAAAACUUAAUAAUAAGUUGAACAAAAAUGAUCUUGUUCAAUGCUUACCUGUGAUUAUCACAGAUUAUUUGUUUGAUUCUAUGGAAUUUCGGCAAUGGAAAUCUUAUUGUCUAACGAGGGAAGGUCCCCAAGUGUGA